Molecule: messenger RNA, 3102 nt
Organism: Vigna angularis (adzuki bean)
Lineage: Eukaryota; Viridiplantae; Streptophyta; Magnoliopsida; Fabales; Fabaceae
Product: alkaline/neutral invertase A, mitochondrial
Exons: 8
Coding region: 228-2162 (644 amino acids)
Biological process (GO): sucrose catabolic process
Cellular component (GO): mitochondrion
Molecular function (GO): endo-alpha-N-acetylgalactosaminidase activity; sucrose alpha-glucosidase activity
Source: RefSeq, a predicted model, not a curated record
GUUUUAAAUCGAAAAGGUGUCGAAGGAUAUUGUCUUCCCCGCCGGCAACAGCACCGCCUUCAGCCCACAUGCCAUGAUGCCAUAGCCACUCAACCUAAACUUUCUCAUUCAUUCUUACAAACACCAAAUUUCUCAUUCCCGAAUGCUAAUAACAUCGUCUUUAACAUAUUUUUCGUACAAAUUUCCUUAGUUUCUGUCUCUGUUGCCGUUCUUAUUUCUUUGUCACGAUGAACACAAUUGUCCUUAUUCGCAACCGGGCCAUGAAAUCCAUUCGCAGGAUUCUCAUCAGUUCUCGGAACUCAUCGCCUUUUCUGUCCACACCUGCAAAUUCAGGUCAUGCUCCUCCUAUUGCUAGCAAUUCCCCGAAACCCCGUUUCAAUCAUCACCAGCCUUUGCAAAUGCAUCGCAUAAAGGGUAUUGCGCAGAAUGUUUUUGGCUUGCCCUCUCCGAAUUUCGCUCCUUUAACAAUGCCCUUUAUUUUAAUCACGUCCAACAGGGACGUAUCUACCUUCAAGGUUCGAAAUUGCUCAACCUCUGUGGAGAGCCGUGGCCAUGACAAGAAUUUUGAGAGGAUUUACGUACAGGGUGGCAUGAAUAACGUGAAGCCCUUGGUGGUGGAAAGUUCUCAUGAGGAUGUUACAGAUGAGAGAAAUUUAGGUGAUGUGAAUGUGAGUGUGGGGAAGAGUAAAUGGGAGGAGUCAGAUGUGGAAAAACAGGCAUGGAAGUUGUUGCAGGGAGCCGUUGUGACUUAUUGUGGCAACCCUGUGGGGACUGUGGCGGCAAAUGAUCCUGGUGACAAGCUACCCUUGAAUUAUGAUCAGGUCUUUCUUAGGGAUUUUAUCCCAUCAGCACUUGCUUUCUUGCUUAGAGGAGAAAGUGAGAUUGUCAAGAACUUUCUUCUUCACACCUUGCAGUUGCAGAGUUGGGAGAAAACAGUGGACUGCUACAGUCCAGGACAGGGCUUGAUGCCUGCAAGUUUCAAAGUUAGAACUGUAGCUCUGGACGAAGAUAAACAUGAAGAAGUUUUAGAUCCUGAUUUCGGGGAAUCAGCUAUUGGUCGCGUUGCACCUGUAGAUUCAGGAUUGUGGUGGAUCAUCCUCUUGCGGGCUUACGGGAAGCUCACAGGAGAUUGCAGCUUGCAAGAAAGGGCUGAUGUUCAAACAGGCUUAAAAAUGAUCCUUAACUUGUGUUUAACAGAUGGUUUCGAUAUGUUUCCUUCUCUGCUAGUCACUGAUGGUUCUUGCAUGAUAGACAGGAGGAUGGGGAUUCAUGGUCACCCCCUUGAGAUCCAAGCAUUAUUUUACUCAGCUCUUCGCUGCUCACGUGAGAUGCUUGUUGUAACUGAGGGAACUGAUAAUCUUAUUAGAGCUAUUAACAACCGGCUCAGCGCUUUGUCAUUCCACAUUAGAGAAUACUAUUGGGUGGACAUGAAAAAGAUAAAUGAAAUAUACAGGUAUAAAACAGAAGAGUACUCCAUGGAUGCCAUCAAUAAAUUCAACAUCUAUCCAGAGCAAAUUCCACCGUGGUUAAUGGAUUGGAUUCCAGAAGAAGGUGGAUAUCUGAUUGGGAAUUUGCAGCCAGCUCACAUGGACUUCAGGUUUUUCACACUUGGAAAUCUUUGGUCCAUUGUAUCGUCAUUGGGCACCCCAAGACAGAACCAGGCUACUUUAAAUCUGAUAGAAGCAAAAUGGGAUGAUCUUGUGGGCCAUAUGCCUCUUAAGAUAUGUUAUCCUGCCUUGGAUAAUGAAGAGUGGCGCAUAACUACUGGUUCUGACCCAAAGAAUACCCCUUGGUCAUAUCACAAUGGUGGAUCUUGGCCAACCCUUCUGUGGCAGUUCACGCUGGCAUGCAUCAAAAUGGGGAGGACUGAACUUGCCCAGAAAGCAGUUGCUUUGGCUGAGAAAAGACUGCCAGUUGAUUCUUGGCCUGAAUACUAUGAUACACGCACUGGAAAAUUUAUCGGAAAACAAGCCCGGAUGUAUCAAACAUGGACCAUAGCUGGUUUCCUUACAUCCAAGAUGCUUUUGAAAGAUCCUGAGACGGCAUCCAGGUUAUUCUGGGAGGAGGAUUAUGAGCUUCUAGACAUAUGUGUUUGUGGACUUAGCAAGAAUGGCAGGAAAAGGUGUUCCCGUGGUGCUGCCAGGUCUCAGAUUCUUGUAUGAUGAAAACCUAGUGUUGUGUGAAAUUCAGAGUUCAGGGGAUCAUUGGUAUAUGCUUAUAGUAAAAGUUACAUAGGAAGGUUAACAUAUUCUGCAUUGGUAUAAUUAUGGUUGAGAAGGCGUUCCUUUGUUCUAGGAUGGCAAUUCUUACUUUAUUUUAACAAUGAGGAAAUAGAAGGUUAAAAGUACGUCCUCUUCUUGUAUAUGAACUAAUAUUCACAUUGAUUUAUUUCACACUAUACAGUCGCUCCUUUUCAGCAUUUUGUAAGAGUUUCUUUAUCUCCCAAUACAAUUGUUUUACCUUGUUCUGGUUCGUGUUUGACUUCACUUUCUCAUCACUGGUCUUAAGAUUGAAGGACAUUACUAAUCAUAUAGUCAAGGUUGCCGUAUAGGAUGUUUGCAGAGAACAGUGGCUGUAACACUACCAAGAUUAAUGAUUCACCGUUUAGUUUAAAAGGACGCAUUACAAGGGUUUGAAAGCUCUUUGUGUGGCCAAUUAGCUCAUGCUUUGGCCAUCAAGAUUGGUGUCCUAGGAUGAUCCAUAUAUGUUGACAAUGCACUCAUAGACAUGUAUGCCACUUGCUGCAAUGCCAUGGACUACACAAAAAUGGUUUUUGAGGAUAUCACAACCAAACUUAUGACUGUCGGACUACUUUGACCACUGGAUACACUCAGAGCAGACAUAUGCCAUGGUCUUAGAAUUUUCUGUCAAAUGUUUCUGCACAAUUUCUUGGUGACAAACAGGAGGAAGGACCACCAAGUCCCUUUAGCUUCUCAAUCCCGCACUUGUGCCUUUAUUUGUUUCGGUUUUUAGGGUAAGUAUGGAGUUGAGUCCAACCUUCCUAUUAUGCAUUCCAUGCUACACAUAGUGUCAUUAUGUUUUCAGAGGCAAAACAAUUAUUAUCUGAAAUGACUCGGAAAGACAUCAUCGUCACAUUGAAUA